Chiloscyllium plagiosum (whitespotted bambooshark) is the source of this 1548-nucleotide messenger RNA. The record is from RefSeq and is a predicted model, not a curated record. NCBI's taxonomy places the organism in Eukaryota, Metazoa, Chordata, Chondrichthyes, Orectolobiformes, Hemiscylliidae.
CAGUGACGUACCGCUUGUCAGAAACCUCUGCCCGUUUCCGGUCGGCGUUCCGCCUUCGUUCCCACGGCAGUGACGUACCGCUCGUCAGAAACCUCUGCCCGUUUCCGGUCGGCGUUCCGCCUUCGUUCCCACGGCCGUGACGUACCGCUCGUCAGAAACCUCUGCCCGUUUCCGGUCGGGGUUCCGCCUUCGUUCCCUGGCAGUGACGUACCGCUCGUCAGAAACCUCUGCCCGUUUCCGGUCGGCGUUCCGUCUUCGUUCCCACGGCAGUGACGUACCGCUCGUCAGAAACCUCUGCCCGUUUCCGGUCGGCGUUCCGCCUUCGUUCCCACGGCCGUGACGUACCGCUCGUCAGAAACCUCUGCCCGUUUCCGGUCGGCGUUCCGCCUUCGUUCCCACGGCAGUGACGUACCGCUCGUCCGGCGCGGGACCAAUGGGCCACAACGCCUCCCGCCAGGACGGGCCGCCACCCAACUGCACGGACCACGAGCUGGCGCAUGACCUGCUGCUGGUGUGGCACGGGGUGGUGCUCGCGGUCGGCCUCCCCCUCAACGCGGUGGCGCUGGCCGUCUUUGCCUGCCUCCUGGCCCGCGCCAACCAGGCCGUGGUCUACCUCGCGAACCUGGCGGCCUGCGAUCUCCUCUUCACCCUGGCGCUGCCCUUCCGCCUCUACUUCUACGCGGCGGGCGACUGGCCCUUCGGCGACGCCCUCUGCCAGGCGGCGGGCUCCCUCUUCCAGAUCAACCUGUCGGGCAGCUGCCUCUUCCUGGCGGCCAUCAACGCCGACCGCUGCCUGGCGCUGGCCUACCCGCUGCGCUUCCGCCACCUGCGGCGCCCCCCGGUUGCCCGGAGGGUCUGCGCCGCCAUCUGGGCCGCCAUCGUCCUGGGGAGCGUGCCAGUGGCGCUCGCCCACGACACCAGCCUGUGCCUGGGCCCGGGCGGGCGGCGGGAGCGGCGCUGCUUCGAGGGGUUCUCCGACAGGGCCUGGCGGAGGGAGCUGCUGCCCCUGGUGGGCGCCCAGUUCCUCCUGGGCUUCCUGCUGCCCCUGGUGGCCGUGCUGUGCAGCUCCGGGCGGGUGCUGUGGGCGCUGAGGGGGCGCCCGUCCACCCCUUCCUCGCCAGGCCCGUCCUCCGGCCGCCGGCGCAAGACGGUCAAGCUCCUGGUGGUCAACGCCGCCAUCUUUGUGGUCUGCUUCGCCCCCUACAAUGUGGCGCUCCUGGCCUACGCCGCCCAGCGGGCGUCGGUGAACCAGGAGGACGGUCGUCGCCCGAGCACCGCGCGAUGGGCCCUCCAGGUCGCCACCCUCCUCAGCUGCGCCAACUGCUGCCUGGACCCCUUGGUCUACUACUUCAGCGCCGAGGGGUUCCGGAGGACCCUGCGGGCACGGGCUGGGGCUGGUGGGCCCACGGGCAAGGGCAGGACCGGGCCCAGGCGAGAGGAGGGAGCCAUGGUGCCCAUAGUGGAGGGGGGCAACGGGAACGCGCAGGAGGACCUCUAGCAGCAUCACCCCUUUCCCUCCCGCUCUACACCGUCCUCCAAUGGGACCCC